This is a messenger RNA of Anisakis simplex (herring worm), 1818 nucleotides long. The record is from the annotation of a GenBank genome assembly. NCBI's taxonomy places the organism in Eukaryota, Metazoa, Nematoda, Chromadorea, Rhabditida, Anisakidae.
AUGUCUUCAAACAUUCUUGGUCGUGUUAUAAGGACGAGUGUUAAUGCGAUCCGACCCACUUAUCGAGGCUUGUUGGGUAUUCAGUCACCGUUAAAAGAAAGUUGUGCAGCGUUCAAGGUGAAAAGUAUGCUGAAGUUACGUUGUAGACAUUGUUAUUUUGUUCGAGUUGACGGCAGACUGGAAGUGAAAUGUCUGGUGGAAGCGUGUUGUGAGAUAAUUGAGGAUUACUUUGGACCGGUUGUUAGGUCAGUGGCCAAUGUGCUUCUCUGUGGUGAGAGCACGUUAUCAUCAAUUGCAGCGAAACUGAACAAAAGUAUCAGCAUCAGUCAGUUAAAACGUUCGUUGAUAAAUCUCGAACAACACAAUGUAUUAUCGUAUCGUCAAGAAGAUCGUCGAAUAAUCUAUUCGAUAAAGCCUGAAGAUGUACUGCGCUUGUUGAGAUCAACCAGAUGUUUAUUUAUAAUCAAAACGUUGUAUGGUGAGGUGGCUGAAGCGAUUGGUGAAGAACUGGUGUGUCGAGGAAGGUUAUCAUGUUCUGAUUGUUUACGGUGCGUUUCAGAUCGUUUGGAUGCACCAAUCAGUGAGAUCAAAACAAAAUUUGCACGGCUAGCUGAAGCUCAGCUGGUGAUAAGAUGUGCGAAAGUGGAAUUGUACGGUGAUAUGGGUCCGAUGUUUGAGAAGGAACCUGAUCCAUUCCUAGUGCCCGAUUUGGUACUGAAUAAUAUUAAGCAACAGAACAAGAACGAUUCCGAUUCAAGAAAACGGAAACGUGACCAUGAUGAAAAGAAUGGUGAUAGCGAUAGUGAUAUAUUGUGGCGAAUGAAUUAUCCUCGCUUCGAGCGAUAUCUCCGCGAUGAAAUGGUGGUUAGUGUCGUCGAUAGGAUUGACAGUUUCGGGGCGGAAUGCACCAAAACAAUUCGGACAUUAUUGAAAAUUAGUGAACUCAAAGCUGAUUCAAAAGCAGCCGCUUCAUUCCCAAUUUCAAUACAAGAUGUGGUGCGUACAGCAAAUAAUAACGAUAUGGGUAUUGAGAAGAAAGAUAUUGAAGUAGCAUUGCGAAUAUUAUGUGAUGAUCAAGAUCAAAUUGUUAGACGGAUUGGGGAUAGUGCUGGAGGACUUUAUGUUGUCGAUUUCGAAAAGGCGAUCUCCGUGCAAUGUCAGUUGGCUCUUGAGUCUGUGAUACGCGAGAAAUUUGAUUCAUUGGCUGUUCGUAUAUUUAGGCUAUUAGUGCAGAAAGGAUAUCUCGAAGAAGAACAGAUCGAAAAAUUGGCGAUGUUAUCCGCUAAAGAAAGUAAACACCUUUGCUAUGCGCUCUUAGAUGAGAAUUUCAUUUCUGUUCGGCACAUUGCCAAGACGAAUGAUUUUGCCCCAGCUCGAACCUUCUGUCUGUAUCAUGUUGAUUUAAGUGAUGUGGCGCAGUUGUGGUACGAAAGAACUUGUAAGAUUUUGCGUAAUGUGAUCGUUCGACGGCGUCAUGAGACUAAGCAAAAUAAAAUGCUUAUCGAGCGACAGCUGAAAAUGGAAUCAAUAAUUGCGAAUAUUGAAAGUGAUGCAAAUCUUGAUGAGGCAACAAAAAAACAGCAGACCAUUGAAGUGGAAGAUAUGUAUUUAACGCCUGAUGAUCGAACGUCACUUGAGAAUUAUCGACAUGCACAAAAUGAUUUUUUUUUUAAUGAAUUAGAACUUGAUCAUGAUUUAUUACUGUUUUCAUUAUUCAUUGAUUUUGCCAAAAGAAGGACGCAUGAACAGAUUUUCCUUGUUUAUCUGGGUUCUAGCGUAAGGUCUUCUGGUCCAUGCGAGGACACCGAAAUCAGUUAG